This is a messenger RNA of Acanthopagrus latus (yellowfin seabream), 8139 nucleotides long. RefSeq names its product ATP-binding cassette, sub-family A (ABC1), member 3b (gene abca3b). Lineage: Eukaryota; Metazoa; Chordata; Actinopteri; Spariformes; Sparidae. Gene Ontology annotation, cellular component: intracellular membrane-bounded organelle; membrane. The coding region runs from base 684 to 5810 and encodes 1708 amino acids. The record is from RefSeq and is a predicted model, not a curated record. Gene Ontology annotation, biological process: lipid transport; transmembrane transport. The transcript has 31 exons. Gene Ontology annotation, molecular function: ATP binding; lipid carrier activity; ATP hydrolysis activity.
ACCAUUAGUAAAUUUCUACUGUUUUUUAACAUUUUAUUUGAACUUUUUUCAUUUUUCUUAUUUGAAGGCAAACUGUAUAUAGUGAAGGUUUGAUUCAAAUUGGAGAUUAAAAAGUUGAAUUCAUGAGCUCAUCGCAACCACAUUGCACUUGUGAGUCUUAUUACUCAAUUAUUGAAAAAUAACAACAAAAAAAGCUAAAGAUUCUUAAGCGCAACAUAACAUAAUACAGAAAUAGCAGAUUAUUAUCAUUUUUGUUUUUCUCUCAGGUUCGUAUCUCUACAAGCCCAGCUGGAGGGAUCACGUGACACUCUCACUGAGGGUCACGUGAGGUGUUUUGUUGACGGUUGUUGCCGCUGCGCUUCGCAAGAUGAAUUCACGGGCUUAUCAAGCCGCUGGUGCAAUGUCAUCGCCUCGCUAGAAGGCAGCAAACUGAAGGGGGGGAAUAACCUGGACCGGCGCAGCAGACGUCCGUAGCUUCACUAAUGCUAGCCGAGCCUCGACAGUGUCGGUGAAGGAGGGAGAAGCCCCGCCGCGAUGGUUUUGCUGUCGGUCUGAGAGGAAAAAGGAGGAAUUGUUUUCACCUCCACCAGGAAGAAGGACCACAGCUCGUGAAGUUCACAUGCCGAAACCCGCUUUUGUUUGAGCCACUGUAGAAGGCCGACUGGACUGUGUCUCAUUUAAAAAUGGCUAUUGCACGACAAUUUGGACUACUGGUGUGGAAAAACUAUCUUCAGCAGAAACGUCAAAUCCUGGUGACUCUGGUGGAGAUACUCCUGCCUCUGCUCUUCUCCGGCAUCCUCAUCGUGCUACGUCAGAAGGUGCCUUUUAAGGACUACCCGAAUGCCACGGUCUAUGAGAGCUAUGCUGUUGAUGGACUUCCCAAGAGGUUUCUUCAAAGCUUACAGCUGGCUUAUGUGCCCGGUAACUACAGUGUGGUGCGUCAGGUGGCAGAGGAUGUGCGUGGCAGCCUGUCCCUCUCCUCAGUGCGUGGCUUUGAGUCAGAGGAACACUUUGAGGACUUUGUGAGAAAUGACCCUGCAUCAGGAAAGGUGCUGGCUGCUGUGGUGUUUGAGCACCCUUUCACCCAUGACGAUGAACCGCUACCCAUAAAGGUGAGCUACCACCUUCGUUUCAGCUUCACCCCACGCAACGCCCCCUUCAAAGAAAAGUCUGAGCUGAGCCCGAACAGUGACCUGGACUGGCACACGCUCAGCCUCUUUCCCCUCUUUCAACUGCCGGGGCCGAGGGAGCAGUAUGACAAGGAGGGGGGCACGCCGGGUUAUUUCCGGGAGGGAUUCCUGGCUGUACAGCACGCAGUGGACCGAGCCAUCAUGCGCUCUUACAACAGCACUGCUGCUUCCACUCUGCUCGGACAGACAAGAGUGGUCCUGUCACGCUUCCCCUACCCUCCCUUUAUAUAUGACGUCUUCAUCCUGGCCAUUCAGAACCAACUGCCCUUACUGCUGGUGCUCAGCUUUACCUACACCUCACUCAACAUUGUGCGAGCUGUGGUGCAGGAGAAGGAGAGGAAACUUAAGGAGUACAUGAGGAUGAUGGGUCUCAGCAACUGGCUCCACUGGAGCGCUUGGUUCCUCAUGUUCUUCCUCUUCCUCUCCGUGUCGGUCUUUUUCGUCACGCUGCUCCUCUGUAUUCAGGUGAGCCCUAACGGAGCAGUGCUGACCUACAGUGACCCCACACUGGUCUUUGUGUUCCUGCUCGUCUUCACCGUGGCCACCAUCAACUUCAGCUUCAUGAUCAGUACCUUCUUUUCACGAGCCAAUGUGGCAGCAGCAGCAGGCGGCUUCAUCUAUUUUUUGAGCUACUUGCCUUAUUUGUUCCUGUGGCCACGCUACGACUUACUGAGCCAUGCCCAGAAAGUGUCUGCCUGCCUCAUCUCCAAUGUGGCCAUGGCCAUGGGAUCUCAGCUCAUAGGAAUGUUUGAAGGCAAAGGAACAGGAAUCCAGUGGUCAAACUUAUUUGACUCUGUGACGGUGGAUGAUGACUUCUCCAUGGCCCAGGUGUUGGGCUUGCUGCUGUUUGACUCCAUGCUCUAUGGAUUGGUGGCCUGGUACAUGGAGGCGGUUUUUCCCGGGGAGUACGGCGUGCCUCGACCAUCUUAUUUCUUUGUACUGCCUUCAUACUGGUGCAGCAGUCCACGCAUGGCUUUGGUGAAUGAGAAAGAGGAAGAGGAGGAUGCAGAAAAGGCUCUGAAAGGGGAGUUUAUUGAGGAAGAGCCGGCUGGACUCGUCUCGGGGAUCAAGAUUAAACACCUAGCUAAGGAAUUCAGGGUCAGCAACAAGACACGGCAGGCCGUGCGGGAUCUCACGCUGAACAUGUUCGAGGGACAGAUCACGGUGCUGCUGGGACACAACGGUGCUGGGAAGACCACAACGCUGUCCAUGCUAACAGGGCUGUUUCCCCCCUCCAGUGGCAGGGCUUAUAUCAAUGGGUACGACAUCUGUCAAGACAUGGCUCUGAUCCGCCGCAGCCUGGGACUCUGUCCCCAGCAUGAUGUACUCUUUGAUAACCUUACUGUCAGGGAGCACCUGCUCUUCUAUGCACAGCUGAAAGGCUACUCCAAAGAGAAGAUUCCAGAUGAGGUAGACAGGAUCAUCCGUAUCCUGAACCUUGAGGACAAGCGACAGGCUCGCUCCAAGACCCUCUCUGGUGGCAUGAAGAGAAAACUCUCCAUUGGUAUUGCCCUCAUCGGAGACUCGAAGGUGGUGAUGUUAGAUGAACCCACAUCAGGUAUGGACCCAUCGGCUCGACGUGCCACCUGGGACCUUCUGCAAGGGGAGAAGCGCGGUCGCACCAUCCUGCUCACCACACACUUUAUGGACGAGGCUGACCUGCUUGGUGACCGCAUCGCCAUCAUGGCAGGAGGAGAGCUGCAGUGCUGCGGGUCGCCGCUCUUCCUGAAAAACAAAUAUGGUGCUGGCUACCACAUGGUGAUAGUGAAGGAUGCUCUUUGUAAUGUGUCCGAGAUCACCCGCCUUGUCCACAUGUACGUCCCCAAUGCCACAAUGGAGAGCAGUGCUGGCGCCGAGCUCUCUUACAUCCUGCCCAAAGAAAGCACCAGCAGGUUUGAGCUGCUGUUUGCAGAGCUGGAGAUGAACAGGGAGGAGCUGGGCAUCGCCAGCUACGGAGCUUCAGUAACCACUAUGGAAGAGGUUUUUCUCAGAGUUGGAAAGCUGGUGGAUUCCAGUUUGGACAUCCAGGCAAUCCAGCUGCCAGCCCUGCAGUACCAACAUGAGAGACGCUCCCACGACUGGACCACAGAUGACGCCAGCAGCAUCAGCGGCAUGACCGAUGUUACCGACUUCACAGACAGCGGCACGCUCAUCUCAGAGGACUGCUCCAACAUCAAACUGAACACCGGGGUCAGACUCUACCUGCAGCAGUUCUAUGCCAUGUUUCUGAAGAGGGCGCUGUACAGUUGGAGAAACUGGAAGGUGAUGGUGGCUCAGUUCCUGGUCCCUUUGGUCUUCACAGUUGUGGCCUUAGUUGUGGCACGCACCUUACCCAACCACCAGAACGCCCCUCAGCUGAAGCUGGACCUCAGCCGCUACGGUCCUACCAAAGUCCCUGUUGCUCUGCAGCUGGAGCCGGGGCCCCUGGCUUCUGUCUGGGCGAACACAUACGGCUCAGAGCUCUCUGCCCAGCUUGGCGAGCUCAUCAACAUCACAGAUUUUACGGAUUACAUCCUGACCAAGGCAGAGGAGGAGGGCGGCAGCUUUAAUGAGCGCUGUGUGGUGGGUGCUGCUUUCCGGGGCAGCAGCCGCCAGUAUGCAGAAGCAACAGCCUACUUCAAUAACGAGGGCUAUCAUACACCAGCAACCGCCCUCAUGAUGGUGGACAAUGCUCUGUGGAAACGUCUUGCGGGGCCGAACGCUUCCAUCGAGACGAGCAAUUACCCCAUGCCACGAAACCUGUCUGAGAUGGCCCGGAGUCAGCUCACAGAAGGAAAGACAGGCUUUGCCAUCGCCAUCAACCUGAUGUACGGUAUGGCCUCCCUGUCCAGCACGUUUGCCCUGCUGCUCGUAACUGAGUCCUCUAUCAAGUCCAAGCAUGUGCAGCAGGUCAGCGGUGUCUACCUGUCGAACUUCUGGUUUUCUGCCCUUCUGUGGGACCUGGUCAACUUCCUGCUGCCCUGUCUCCUCAUGCUGGUGGUAUUUCAGGCAUUCGGAGUCAAGGCCUUUGUAGACAAAAACCACUUGAUAGACGUGCUGCUGUUGCUGCUGCUGUACGGCUGGGCUGUGAUUCCUCUCAUGUAUCUGCUCAGCUUCCUCUUCUCCUCUGCCGCUACUGCCUACACACGCCUCACCAUCUUUAACAUGAUCACUGGCACGGCGACCUUUCUGGCUGUCACCAUCAUGACCAUCCCAGAGUUGAAGCUGCAGCAUCUGUCGCACUUACUGGAUAAGGUGUUCCUGAUCUUCCCAAACUAUUGCCUGGGCAUGUCCUUCAGCCAGUUCUACCAGAACUAUGAAUUCAUCUCAUUUUGCCCCUCCAAUCCCAUCAGCCAAGCAGUGUGCAAGUAUUUAAACAUCACGUACCAGACAAACUACUUCUCCAUGUCGGAGCCUGGCGUGGGACGCUUCCUCGUGGCCUUCUCAGUGCAGGGUGUAGUCUUCAUUAUUCUGCUGUUCGUCAUCGAGCUGCAGUGUGUCCGCACUCUCCGCCGACUCCUCGCCUCCCUGGGCAGGAGACGCAAACAGUUACCUCUGAUAGAGGAUGCAGCCCUGACUCCAGAGGACAGGGAUGUGGCUGACGAGAGGAAGAGGGUCCUGGAGUGCCAGCCAGUAGUAGAGUCUAUGGUCGGCAGCCCCCUCAUACUGCAGGAGCUCAGCAAGGUGUACAGCAGCGGGCAGAAUCUUCUGGCUGUGGACAGGCUGUCUCUAGCAGUAGGAAAAGGAGAGUGCUUCGGCCUCUUGGGCUUCAAUGGAGCAGGCAAGACCACAACCUUUAAGAUGCUGACAGGUGACGAGUGCGUUACCUCUGGGGACGCCUAUAUUGACGGAUACAGCAUCUUGAGGGACAUUAAGAAGGUGCAGCAGCGCAUCGGGUACUGCCCUCAGUUUGACGCUGUGUUGGACCACAUGACAGGAAGAGAAACCCUGAGUAUGUAUGCCAGGCUGAGAGGAAUACCAGAGAGGUAUGUGUCUGGCUGCGUGGAGAAUGUCCUGAGGUCGCUGCUGCUGGAGCCUCAUGCUGAUAAACUGGUCCGCAGCUACAGUGGCGGUAACAAGCGGAAGCUGAGUGCAGGGAUCGCUCUGAUCGGUGGGCCUCCGGUCAUAUUCCUGGAUGAGCCCUCGACCGGGAUGGACCCUGUGGCCAGGAGGCUGCUGUGGGACGCUGUUACACGCACACGAGAGUCUGGAAAGGCCAUAAUCAUCACUUCUCAUAGCAUGGAGGAGUGUGAGGCCCUGUGCACCAGGCUGGCAGUGAUGGUCAACGGUCAGUUCAAGUGCCUCGGGAGCCCCCAACACCUGAAGAGCAAGUUCGGCAGCGGCUACACUCUGCUGGCUAAAGUUCACAUAGAGGCCGAGCUGGAGGACAGCGACCUGCAGCUGUUCAAAGACUUCAUCGAAAGUACCUUCCCAGGAAGUCAACUGAAGGACGAGCACCAGGGAAUGGUGCACUACCAUUUGACUGACAAAACACUGACCUGGGCCCAGGUGUUUGGCACUUUGGAGGCGGCCAAAGAGAAAUACCGCAUCGAAGACUACUGUGUGAGCCAGAUAUCACUGGAGCAGGUUUUCCUCAGUUUUGCCCAGUUCCAGCACUGCACAGAGAGGGAGAGGAAGUGAGCGGAGCGAGGAGUCCGUCCGUCCAUCCAUCAUCCACUCCUGCGGCUGCGUUGGACCUGCGUACCUGGACUUGCCUCGGUCACACAGCAGCUGUGCACACAGGCUGGAGCAGAGCGUGGUUAAUCUCCAGCUCCAUUUUUACCUUAACCACCAACAUACACGCACACACACACACACACAAACACAGGGCCAGUCGCAUCCAACUUCAGCAUUUCUACUACUUCAUCGCGUCGGUGCGUCUUUGUCGGAUUGUUCAUGCCGUUGUUAUUGUUGUUGUUCUGAGAUGAUGACACGUGGGGAUGUUGAUCACACCAAGUAAUGAACUCUUGAGUAUUGCACCUUUUUAUUAGCGAGGUCAAAGACAAUGAUACCACUCAUCAGAUACUACCACUACUCUUAAUUGUGUGUGACAGGGUUUAUUUGUGUGUGUGUACUGCUCGUCUUUUUUGUUAUUUAUGAUCUUAUUUUAUUACUUGAUUAUGCCGUGCUUUUUUUUUUGUGUGUGAUCAGAGAAUGAACCACUCCAUUUGAUACGUUUAUGAAAUCGUUGCACACCUUUUGCGCCUUAUCUAACAAAUGAGGGUUCUUUGUUUGUUUAUACCGCCCUAUACAAAAUGCCUGGUUAUCCUUAAGAGCCUCUUAAUGUUGUUGCCAGAUGUAAAUAAUGUGAUGUGUUCUUGGUACUAAAAAAACACAACAACAACAAAAAAAAAACACUUACUCAUUCAGACCAGAGCAGACGAUUACGCUCAUUUAAAAGACUGUUUUGGGCACAUUAACGAAUGCAUGCGUAGAAUACGAUGUACAGAGUGCAUGACGCUGAGAGAGCAGAGAGAUGCUCAAAGAAGAACCGUCCUUGUUGAGGAUUAAUCCUCAGAGAACAUGUAGUCCGGGUACAUUUAGUAUGCCUCCAUUGUUCAGGUCUUGUGGACCAAUGAUUCUGUUUUUGCUGCCAAAUGAGUAACAGUAACAAUAACAGCGUGCUACCAUGUGAAUAUCCAGCCAUUAUAGCUUUGACAGAAGCUUUUUAGAUAGAAAUCAUGAUCGGUGUGUAAUGUGGUAUAAAUGGAAGGUCUUGACUCUUAAGUUUCUGACUGCAUGUGGUUUAUUUGGGCCUAAAACUACAUGAUUGCAAUGACCUCUUGAAGUGUUUUUGUACAUUUGUUUUGUCAUUUUUUUUCCUUCUGUCUUGCAGCUCUGCAUUUUACUCGGUACACGUGUGUGUGUGAGAGUGUUUAUAAAUGUGUGAGUGUGUGUGAGUGUGUGCGAGAGUGUAUGGCAACGCACGAGCCCUGAAUUCAGUUCUGUCUAUAUCAAAAGGAUGGUAUGAUAGUCCUUAAAUGUAAAAAAAAACAAGAGAUUGUUAAUGUGCAGUGGACAAACUCUCUAGAGAUGCUCCUUCAGGGAACGCCGGUGAAUGCGAUAAAAAGACCCAGCAGUGGUUUGGAUGGUUAAACACAAGUCCUCUGCAUACAAACCGAUGCCUUUUUGAGGAAGAAUGAUCAGCGCAAUGUUUGUUCCUCUGUCACUAGGAUGUGCUACUAAGAGCCUCAUUUCAGAGCAUGCCCAAUCAAUCACAUUCCCCCGAGCCAGAGAACUUGUCAAAAACAUUUGUUUAUUCUGUAGGAAUAUGUUGAAUAACAUCAUGCAGUUUCCAAAAUAAAGGGGGGGGGGGUGUAAAGAUUCCCACACAUAUUGAUCAGAAAUGUAUUCUCAGUUUUCCUGCUUUUUAACCACGGUGGAGAUCAAUAUUAUAAUCCAGGGUGAAGUGGCCGAGCAAAUGACAUUCCUGCUGUCGAAAGAAUCACUCCCGGCUUCACAGGAGUGAGAUGAAUGUAUUUACUGUCUUACAUGAAAAGCGAAAAAGCACUCAGUAAUCAGCUUUGUUAACGACUACAUGUGAUUUACGGCACUUUCUUCAUGUCACCAGAUAUGUGUGAGGGCAAAAAAAAAGAAAAAAGAAAAAAAAAAGUAUAGAGAUUGACAUUCCAGAAAGACACGGACUUGUGGCUUAUUGAUCUUAAUUUUGAUUUUUUUUGUUACAUUUGUUUGUGUAAUUGCACAAUUUUUGUCUCAUUACUUGUAUGACUUGAAUCAACUGCAAUGUUAGAUACGUCGUUUGAGGAACGGUGAAAAGGUUUGUGCUGCUGAUAAUUGAAGGUUUUGAGUUGUGCUGAAAUACAGUGUACUGCAUAUUUAAAAAAAAAAAAAGGGAAUUUACAUCAUUGUGAUUGUGUACUGUACUGUACCAACUGACCUUGUCAAAUGUAUAUGUAUCGCUAUUCUUUUUAAAUUAAAUAAUGCUCUAUGCAAAUGGAGUCGAAUGACA